Messenger RNA from Aureobasidium melanogenum CBS 110374, 969 nucleotides. Its product is annotated as putative xylosidase. The transcript has a single exon. The coding region runs from base 1 to 969 and encodes 322 amino acids. The record is from RefSeq and is a predicted model, not a curated record. NCBI's taxonomy places the organism in Eukaryota, Fungi, Ascomycota, Dothideomycetes, Dothideales, Saccotheciaceae. Gene Ontology annotation, biological process: carbohydrate metabolic process. Gene Ontology annotation, molecular function: hydrolase activity, hydrolyzing O-glycosyl compounds.
AUGUCGGACAAGAAGCCUCUCAUCACUCACCUCUAUACCGCCGACCCCUCGGCCCAUGCCUUCAACGGCAAGAUCUACAUCUACCCAUCACACGAUCGCGAGACAGAUAUCGAGGACAACGACAAUGGCGACCAGUACGACAUGAAUGACUACCACGUCUUCUCGCUAGACUCACUCGACGGCCCCGUCACAGACCACGGUGUGGUCCUCAAGCAAGAAGACGUACCAUGGGUCUCGAAGCAGUUAUGGGCUCCCGACGCCGCUACCAAGGACGGUAAAUACUACCUCUACUUCCCUGCUCGCGACAAGGAGGGAAUCUUCCGCUGCGGUGUCGCCGUCUCGGACAAGCCUGAGGGUCCUUUCGCUCCUCAACCAGACUAUAUCAAAGGCAGCUACAGUAUCGACCCUGCUUGCUUCGUUGACACUGAUGGCUCAGCCUACCUCUACUUCGGCGGUCUUUGGGGCGGUCAAUUGCAGUGCUGGCAAAAGGAGGGACACUUUGAUGCUGCCUGGAGCGGUCCACAGGAGUUGACUGGUGAGGGUGUUGCAGCACAAGGCCCUCGUGUCGCCAAGAUGUCCAACGACAUGCUCGAGUUUGCCGAGACUCCUCGCGAGGCUCUGAUUGUUGACGAGUCUGGCAAGCCCAUCCAAGCUGAUGACCACAAGAGAAGAUUCUUUGAGGCCGCGUGGAUGCACAAGUACAACGGCAAGUACUACUUCUCCUACUCGACUGGUGAUUCACAUCUUCUGGCAUAUGCUGUUGGCGACAGCCCAUACGGCCCCUUCACCCAGCGUGGCACCAUCCUGGAGCCUGUAGUUGGCUGGACCACUCACCACUCCAUUGUCGAGUUCAACGGAAAGUGGUAUCUCUUCUACCACGACUCGUCAUUGUCAGGAGGCAAGAACCAUCUGCGUUGUGUCAAGGCAAGAGAGAUCUUCUACGACGAGAAGGGUGACAUUCACAUUUAG